CUCACGACUGCGCUGCAUUGGCCAGAAUUGGGGCGGGCGAGUCCUCUACUCAUCAUUUCUUCGUCGAUCAGGAAGCAUCUCCGAACAAAGAAAGGCAAGAUGGCGCUGUGGGAGUGCCUGGGGAAGGUUUCUAAGGGCACGUACAACGGGUCGUCUGCUGCCAUAGACCUGCAUGAAAUUUUUGCAAAGACCCCCCUCGCGACCCGCAAUCACUGCUUACCCGGCGUCUCGUUCAUCUACGACCGACGGCCCGUGCUCCCAGGCUCGGCGACGGGAAAAGCGGCCGUUGCAGGAGAUGCUACGGGGAGACGACGAGGCAAGGAUCCGCUGUGUCGCGUCCAGGGCCGAGGCCGCGCUUGCAGAGCCUUGGCCUUGAGGAACGCCGCCUCCGGCACGGUGAAGCAGUCCGCCGACGCCGAGGGCCGCCUCAUCCCAGCGCCCCAAGCAGACGAUCCCGCCCCCACCGCGGAUGCCUCGCCCAUCGCCGUCCGCGCGGGCGCGAGCCCGGCCACCAUCUCCUGCGGCGGCUCAAGGUCCGUCGGGCUCGUGGUCCGCCGCCUCGCAAACGGCGAUGGCGACGACGUGGAGCCGCUGCUGCUCCAGGACGCGGAGCCGCUGGCCGUGGACAUGUCUCCCCGGACGGAACCUCCACCGUCCGCUGUGUGUGUUACAGAUAGAAGAAGAUAA
Molecule: messenger RNA, 687 nt
Organism: Panicum virgatum (switchgrass)
Lineage: Eukaryota; Viridiplantae; Streptophyta; Magnoliopsida; Poales; Poaceae
Exons: 2
Coding region: 100-687 (195 amino acids)
Source: RefSeq, a predicted model, not a curated record